AUGACUGAUUUCGAUUAUUCAGAUAUAACUCCAGUUGAAAUAAAUACUGAAGAACCACAAUUAUGUCAAAUCUUAUAUGAUGAUGAAUAUAAAUCAACUAUGGGUUUAUUACUAGCUCUUAUGAAACAAAAUGAGUAUUCAGAAAGAGCAUUACAAUUAACAGAAUUAGGUAUUGAACAAUUAGCAUCACAUUAUACAACAUGGAUUUAUAGAUUUAAUAUUUUAAAAAAUUUACCAAAUAAAAAUUUAUAUAAUGAAUUAGAUUGGUGUGAACAAAUAGCAAUAGAUAAUGAAAAAAAUUAUCAAAUUUGGAAUUAUAGACAAUUAGUUAUUAAUGAAAUAUUACAAAAUGAAGAAUCACCCAAAGAAUUUAAUCCAUAUAGAGAAUAUCCAGUUUUAGAAGCUAUGUUAGAUUCAGAUCCUAAAAAUCAUCAUGUUUGGUCUUAUAGAAAAUGGCUUAUUGAAAAAUUUGAUUUGUAUAUUGAUCCAAAGGAAAUAGAAUUUGUUAAUUCAAUGAUUGAAAAUGAUGUUUUAAAUAAUAGUGCAUGGAGUCAUCGAUUUUUUAUAAAUUUUAAACAACAAAACACAACAGAUGAUAAAAUAAAUGAAGAAAUUGAAUUUUCCAAAAAAAUGAUUAUAAAAUGUCCACAAAAUGCAAGUUCAUGGAAUUAUUUAUUAGGAAUUUAUGAUAAAUUUAAUAAAAACAUAACAGAAUUGAAAGAAUUUACAUUACAAUUUGUUAAUAUUGAUAAUAAUGAAAUUACAAGUUCUUUUGCAAUGGAAACAUUAGCUAAAAUAUAUAAACAAGAUAAAAAUUUAGAAAAUGCUAAAAAUAUAUAUCAAUUAUUAGCUGAGAAAUAUGAUCCAAUAAGAAGUAAUUAUUGGAAUUAUUUAAUUUCAAAAUGUGUAUAA
Molecule: messenger RNA, 912 nt
Organism: Lodderomyces jiufengensis
Lineage: Eukaryota; Fungi; Ascomycota; Pichiomycetes; Serinales; Debaryomycetaceae
Gene: RAM2
Product: bifunctional protein farnesyltransferase/protein geranylgeranyltransferase
Exons: 1
Coding region: 1-912 (303 amino acids)
Biological process (GO): protein farnesylation; protein geranylgeranylation
Cellular component (GO): cytoplasm; CAAX-protein geranylgeranyltransferase complex; protein farnesyltransferase complex
Molecular function (GO): protein farnesyltransferase activity; CAAX-protein geranylgeranyltransferase activity
Source: RefSeq, a predicted model, not a curated record